Lycium ferocissimum is the source of this 1723-nucleotide messenger RNA. RefSeq lists its product as uncharacterized. Gene Ontology annotation, cellular component: membrane. Bases 387 to 1394 code for a protein of 335 amino acids. Lineage: Eukaryota; Viridiplantae; Streptophyta; Magnoliopsida; Solanales; Solanaceae. The transcript has a single exon. The record is from RefSeq and is a predicted model, not a curated record.
AUGCGAGGGAAAUUUACUUAAAUCAUUACAAAUUUUUACAAUAGUUCAUUAGAUACUCUUUGCAGUCAACGGCAGGGAAGUGAGUUUAAUUUAACUUUUACAUUUAUAUAUAAUAGAUAUUUGACAAGGCGAUCUGUCCGGAUGACAUAUUCGACAACCAAACAGCAACCUAAUUGUAAUAAACAAAUAAGGGAAUCCACGUACCCUAACAUGAUUAAGAGCUGACUUAAUUUUGAACAGCUGUAGCCUUAAUUAGUCCUUCCCCACUUAAUUCUUUCUCCAUUUCUGCAUACCUAAAUGUAUUCCAUCUUCCAAAAAUCCUAACUUUCCAUCUCUUUAGUCUCUGUUUUCUAGUUUCAAUAACUCAACCAAAUAAUUCUCCCAAUAUGAUGCAUUCAGUUGGUUAUAUUUACACGAUUUUCUGGUUUCUUAUUUUUGUUGCAACUGGAUCUGCAUCAAUUAAUUCACAAUACACAGCAAAAAGCUCUCUUGAUUCCUUACUUCAAGAAUAUGCUUUCAAGGCAUUGGCAUGGCCAAGAACAAAAAGUGGUACUGCAUAUGAAGGAUCUGUUCCUUUCAAUUUGACUGGGAUUAGAAUUUCAGCCUUGAUGCUUAGAAGAGAUAGCUUAAAAUGGAGAGGCUAUGGCUACUAUCAUGAAUUUCUUAUCCCAACUGGGAUCACUGAGGAGCCUUAUGUAACAAGAAUUGUUCUUGUCUACCAAAAUCUUGGUAAUUGGUCCUCACUUUAUUAUCCUUUGCCUGGUUACAUUUAUCAAACACCAGUUUUGGGUAUUUUUGCUUAUGAUGCAAUGGAUAUGUGUGCCAAAAAUAAACCAGAAUUGCAAAUCCAUGCAUUGGAAAAUCCUAUAGAUAUCAGGUUCAGUAAUGUGCAGCCUGCACCAGAGGGAUCUUUGCUCAAGUGUGUUUAUUUCAACUCGGAUAAUUCGAUCGAAUUUGGCAAUGUGACAAAUGGAAAUAUAUGUUCAACUAGAAAACAAGGCCAUUUUGCAAUAGUUGCUGAGGUGAAAGUUGCUCCUAGUCCUGCUCCUUCUGCUGAUGGAAAUAAUAAUAAUCAACUCAGCACUGAAGUGUGGACUAUUUCAUUGGGAUUUCUAGGUUUUGCGUUUUUGGGAGUAUUAUUUGUUGUUGCACAGAAGUAUAUAUUAGUGGAAAGAAGACCGAUUUUGGAAGAUUCAGCAACAAUAAUUGUGCCAUUACUGGGGCAGCUAGUGAGGUGCCAAUGUCAGAGGAAACUCUUACCACAUCUUUGCCGGAGAAUGAUUAUGCGAUUAGACCGUUACCGGAGAACGACUAUGUGCCUCAGAUUGAUCAGCAUCUUUAGUCAACAAUGUGCUUAUAGAGGUGCAAUUUAUUUAUCAUCUUGUAUCAUAUAAUUUUAUUAAAGGAGCAAAUUGAGGUGUGUAGUGUAACAUAUAUUGUUUCUGAGAUUACCUUCAUUAUGUGUAUGAUAUUAGUUAUGGCCUUGUAUGCAUUCUUCUCAGUGUAACAUGAAGGUAUACUCCCGGGAGGCAUUGGCGUAGUAAAAGUUUUUGCUAAGGGUGUUCAGAUUUUGAAGAAGUAUAUAAUCUUUUCCUAUUAAUGGGUGCAUAUAAUAAUUUUGAUCAAACUAUGUAUUACUUAUAUCAUAAGGCUUUGAUGGUGUUUUUUAAUUGGUCAGCAUUUCUAUUGUUAGGUUAUGAGAUGCCAAACUUAUUUUUGGUAC